AUGCCUUCUCCUCACUUGGAGUCAGGCAUCCUCCCCAGUGCAAACUCACUCCUGACUCCUGCAUCACCUGAACACAUCCCAGAAAUUGGGAGGAUCCAAGUAAACAAGACCUUCUAUGAGGUGCUUGAUGUAUUAUUCUUGAGCACAGGCUUUCUAGGAAGGGGUACUGUUUGUUACCUUGCACGCUACAAUGGGGAAUACUACAUCAUCAAGGAUUAUUGGGUGGAGGAGUCAGAGCAGAGGACAGCCCUGCACGAAGUCAACAUGAUGAAGCUAGUCCAGGACAUUGACAGAGUUCCCAAGUUGCAACACUACUGGGUCAUCAAGGUUGAGCCAGGCAUUCAGGCUCUUGAGAGGGGUGUCCUCCAUCAAGAUUGUAGCAUCAACAAUACAAUGAUCAAGGACUUCACAAAUGGGUCACACAGCUUUCUCCUUGACUGGGAAUUUGCUGUACGGGUCAUGUUACAGGGGGAAUAUGACUUGGGUGGCACAGAAGCCAUCACUAAAAGUGGGAAGACUAAUGUCCCAUCGAUCUGGAAAAGUGCCUCUCUCACCCACAUAUUCAUUGAUCACCCUACUACUAUACACCAUACAUUUGUGGAUGAUAUUGAAUCCCUGUUCUACAUUUUCAUCUGGAUCCUCAUCCUUUAUGAUGGGCCACUUGGCCAUGAGUGUCAAGAUAUCAGCCAUGAAAAGACACUUCUUGGCUUGUGGAGUGAAAAGGUGGCUGAAGAUCUCGAAAUUGCCAGAUGCACCAAGUUCACAUUCCUUAAUGACCUGUCUGAAUUGAGGCUGGAUUCCAAGGUCUUGCAAUAUUUUCAAGAUCUAAUCCCUCUGGCUAAUGAGUGGCACAUAUUGCUUGGGCAGUCCCUGCUGAGUGGAACUGCAGUGCAGUUCUCUGAUGUUAUCUCCCUUUUUGAUCAUUUCUUGGCCAGCAUGCCAUACGAGAAACCACCAGAGAUGACAAAUGCAUUCCAGCAGAUCAUUGCCCAGCACAAAGUGCUUAAUUCAAGCAUGCGUCCAAGUCAGGAGAAUGAUAUGGAUGUUAUGUCUUUGGCAAUUAUGUCUUCUAAAUGCCUUUGUGAAGAGUGUUUCAAUUCAUUUGCAGCAGAUGUCCACCCAAUCUGGAACAAUCCCACCAAAAAAGAAGGAUAG
This is a messenger RNA of Pisolithus orientalis, 1155 nucleotides long. RefSeq lists its product as uncharacterized. The transcript is spliced from 5 exons. Bases 1 to 1155 code for a protein of 384 amino acids. The record is from RefSeq and is a predicted model, not a curated record. Lineage: Eukaryota; Fungi; Basidiomycota; Agaricomycetes; Boletales; Pisolithaceae.